GGCAUUCAAACGUUGGUUGUUUACACGUUUAUGUCAGAAGAAUAUGGAAUGUCGUCGCUCACUGGACAUUGGGUUUCUUCUACUUUGCAUUUGAGAUUGCCUUCUUUCUCAAGAAACCUAAGCUUCAUCUCAUUCCAAUUCCUCACAAUACAUCCAUUAUCUAUCCCAUCUUUCAUCUUUCGUCUAAAUGUUAAAAAGGGUCAAAGAGAGAAAGCUUUCUUCUCAAUACUCAUCGUCUUUUGAAUUGCCAUGGACAACGAAGAGGACAACAGGAACUCGAGGAACAGGCCGGCCACCCCUCCCGCCGGGAUCAAUGACGACCUUGGCCCUGAUCUCGCCUUCGCAAUGUCUUUACCACAAGGAGAGGAAGAACAAGAAGCACGAGAAGAGACAGACCGCUUGGCGACGCUCUCCACCAUCGAGAGCGAGUCGGAAGAAGAGGAUGUAGACAGCGACGAGGAGUCGAGCGACGGGGGCGAAGAAGAAGAAGACCGUUUCGAGUACUUCUCGGGCAUGGGGUUAGAAGUCGAACUCGGGUUCCUGGAGGGAGAAGACAGCAGCCCGAGCGACAUGGACAUGGCCGAGUUCGAUGACAUCGAUCCGGACGAGCUGUCAUACGAAGAACUGAUUGAGCUCGGGGAGAUAAUCGGGGAAGAGAAGAGGGGACUCUCGCUAGAACAAAUUGGUAAAUGCUUCAGGCCAUUCACUUUUCAAUCGCAAUCAGUAAUUGAUAGGAGAAUGGGAGCGAUCGAUAGAUGUGUCAUCUGUCAAAUAGAAUACGAAGAAGGCGACAAGCUAGUGGUUCUUGAUAACUGCGAGCAUCCUUACCAUUCAGAUUGUAUCACCCGGUGGCUUCAAGUUAAGAAGACGUGCCCCAUCUGUAGCUCUGAAGUUUCCGCGCCCAAGAAAUCAUUGACUUAGUUGUAUUUAUUUGGUCCAAAUUGUGAAUAAAUGAUGCCUUAUAUUUUAGUCAA
Molecule: messenger RNA, 974 nt
Organism: Syzygium oleosum
Lineage: Eukaryota; Viridiplantae; Streptophyta; Magnoliopsida; Myrtales; Myrtaceae
Product: E3 ubiquitin ligase BIG BROTHER-related
Exons: 1
Coding region: 250-921 (223 amino acids)
Biological process (GO): negative regulation of organ growth; protein ubiquitination
Molecular function (GO): ubiquitin conjugating enzyme binding; ubiquitin-protein transferase activity
Source: RefSeq, a predicted model, not a curated record